Oxyura jamaicensis (ruddy duck) is the source of this 845-nucleotide messenger RNA. RefSeq names its product regulator of cell cycle (gene RGCC). Gene Ontology annotation, biological process: regulation of cell cycle. Bases 16 to 420 code for a protein of 134 amino acids. The transcript is spliced from 5 exons. The record is from RefSeq and is a predicted model, not a curated record. Gene Ontology annotation, cellular component: cytoplasm. Gene Ontology annotation, molecular function: protein kinase activator activity; protein kinase binding. NCBI's taxonomy places the organism in Eukaryota, Metazoa, Chordata, Aves, Anseriformes, Anatidae.
GGCGGGGCGGCCGCCAUGAAGUCACCUCAGGCACAGCGCCCGGCGGGCCACGGCUCCGGCCGUCGCCCCGCGGAGCUGCCGGAGGAGGCGGGCGGCUUGGCGGAGGCGCUGGGCGAGUUCGAGGCGGUGCUGGAGGACUUCGCCUGCCCCGCCGGCCGGCGCCGCUUUCAUUACGGCGAGCACCUGGAGCGCAUGAAGCGGCGGAGCAGCGCCAGCACCAGCGACCUCAGCGACUCGGAGAGUGCAGACUCACUCUACAGGAACAGUCUCAGCCUCAGCGAUGAAAAGCUUAACUCUCCAACUGUGUCUACUCCAAGUUUACCAUCUCCAUCAGUAACUCCAUGUAAAGCAAAGCUUGGAGAUACAAAGGAACUGGAAGAAUUCAUUGCUGAUCUUGACAGGACACUAGCAAGUAUGUGAGAUGAAUCUCUAUCGUUAUCUGCCAAUGAAUGUCAUCUGAAGGAUAAGUGACAUCAGUUGCUGAAAACUGCUGCCCUCGUCUGAUAAAUCUGUUACCCAAGAUACUCAUCGUCUGAACAUAACCUUUGUAAACUUGUACAAGUAUUUAACUGGCAAACAUCAGUGUUGUCACUUUGCAGCAGGUGGAAUUGUGUAACUUAAAUGUUACAGCUGUAUUUUGCUUUAAAAUAUAGCUUAAAUUUUAAUUUAAAAUUGCUUUUAUGAAAAUAUAUUUGUAAUUUUAUAUAGUUGAGAAUGUUUAAUGCUUUUUUUCCAUUUAUAAUAUAUUUUUGUAUACAAAUAAACCCUAAACUGGAAUCCAGAUGUCUGAAACUUUCCUGUGAACUAUGAAAUAGGAGCACAAAUUAAGCUCUUACUGAAAACAA